CUCCGGCGGGCCCCCCCUGCGGAAGAUGUUGCUCUCCAAGUUCGGCUCGCUCGCCCACAUCUGCAGCCCCGCCAGCAUGGAUCACUUGCCGGUGAAGAUCCUGCAGCCAGGUACGGCGCGGCGGCAACUUGCUUUAGCGAGGGGUUCUUCUUUGGGCAGCGGCGGCUUCGGCACGGUGUACGCGGGCAGCAGGAUCGCCGACGGCUUGCCGGUCGCCGUGAAGCAUGUGGUGAAGGAGCGGGUCACCGAGUGGGGCACCAUUGGCGGCGUCAUGGUGCCCUUGGAGAUCGUGCUGCUGAAGAAGGUGGGCUCCGGCUUCAGGGGGGUCAUCAAGCUGCUGGACUGGUACGAGCGGCCCGACGGCUACCUCAUCAUCAUGGAGCGGCCCGAGCUCGUGAAGGACCUCUUCGACUUCAUCACCGAGAAGGGCGCACUCGACGAGGAGACGGCGCGCGGCUUCUUCCGGCAGGUGCUGGAGGCCGUGCGCCACUGCUACGGCUGCGGCGUCGUGCACCGCGACAUCAAGGACGAGAACCUGCUCGUGGACCUGCGCACGGGCGAGCUCAAGCUCAUCGACUUCGGCUCGGGCGCGCUCCUCAAGGACACGGUCUACACCGACUUCGACGGAACAAGAGUAUAUAGCCCUCCAGAGUGGAUCAGAUACCACAGAUACCAUGGGAGGUCAGCGACAGUGUGGUCUCUGGGAGUUCUCCUGUAUGAUAUGGUUUGUGGAGAUAUCCCUUUCGAACAGGAUGAAGAAAUCUUGAGGGGUCGAUUAUAUUUCAGGAGAAGAAUUUCACCUGAAUGUCAACAGCUGAUCAAAUGGUGCCUUUCUUUGAGGCCUUCAGACAGACCGACACUUGAGCAAAUUUUUGACCAUCAAUGGAUGCACAAAUCCGAAGUAGUGAAGUCUGAGGACUGUGACAUAAGGCUACGGACCCUUGAUACUGAUGUAUCUAGCACAAGUUCAAGUAAUGAGAGUCUGUGAAUUACUAAGGACUUCGCACUGGGAGGGGAGCUACAAGCAGAAAGACCACAGUGCUGCUGCCAAUACGUAGGAGGGGCUAGAAAAAUGCAUUCAUUAUUCUGUAGUUGAAUCUUUGUCUGAGGGACUUGAUUUUAUUUUCCCCUUUUGCUGGUUUCUGCUUUGGAAUGAGAGAUUUCCUUUGGAAACGCUGAUAUUUGGGAGUUGCAGGCCAGUACUUAGUCAAAGACUGACCUUACUAAGAAAGCAGUGACCUCUUGAAUACAUGGUAAACUUUUUUGCUCUCAUAGAGCCUGGACUAGAUUUUAUUUGCUUUUGAGUGCCUUUUUGAAAGCUGCUUCAGUGGGACUUUCUUUUUUGAGCUGUGUAUGUCCAAAGAAGAUCCAGUUCAUUAUAGGAAUUUGCUUCCAUUAGACUUAAGUGCUGAAGGAAGCGGCUCCUAUGAUGCAUUGGAGAAUGUGUUCGGUGACUGAAUGAAGUAGUCCCAUCCACUGGUGAUGGAAUACUUGAACACAGACAUUUCACUCCUGCCCCCCCGCCCUUUCCAAAUCCAACCCACCUCUGCUGCUCAAAAUAUUUCGUAUAGCCUGCACAGAAAUACGAACAGGUAUAUCGGCUUUUUUAUCAGAAACAUUUAUUCAUGUUUCCUUUUAUCAUCUCUACCACUGGGCAUGAGAAGCCCCUUUCUCAACUCCCCCUGGCCUUUUGUCACCCUGCGAGUCUUAAGUAUGUAUGGGCAUGUUGAAUGCACAAUCAAUGCAAUAUUCAAGGACUUACUUUUUUCCAUACCUGUAUAAUGUGUUUAUGUAAACUUGGUUUUCCCGUGUACUAUACAGUUAUUUAUUGUUUGAAGUUUAGAAGACCUCCCACAGGUUUCAGCUGUGGCUAUUUAUUUGGUUAAUUUAUUUGGUUAGAGUUACUCAACACUGUGCUUUCCCCCCUCCUCUUCUCCAUGGGAAUUCUAGUGGUUUACCCAUGGCACUUUUUUUUCUGCAUUCCUGUCAACUUUUGUUUAAGAAAAGACGACAAAAAAUCUGACCUUAUCAAUUUUUUUGGAAGACAGAAAAUUGUUGUACAAAGUCUAAUUUAAGGGAAAUAGAAUGACUUUUUAAAGUUAGUCAGUAUGCCUUUUGUCUGGUAUUAUUGUACCAGAAAUGUAAAGUAAUGCUGUUUGGAAGGGUUUUAAAUUAUUGACAUUGUACAGUCUCCGUGCAUUGGCUCUGGAAGGUAGAGUGGCAGAGUCAUAAACCUUAAUUUAUUUUAAUAGCUGUGUUUCUGUGAUCUGGUUGCAUUUAUGCAGCUUGGAUUUGAAUUUUUUUCUUCUGUUUAACAGUGUGAAAUGUAUGGAGAU
This is a messenger RNA of Nothoprocta perdicaria, 2336 nucleotides long. RefSeq names its product Pim-3 proto-oncogene, serine/threonine kinase (gene PIM3). Bases 26 to 988 code for a protein of 320 amino acids. NCBI's taxonomy places the organism in Eukaryota, Metazoa, Chordata, Aves, Tinamiformes, Tinamidae. Gene Ontology annotation, molecular function: protein serine/threonine kinase activity; ATP binding. The record is from RefSeq and is a predicted model, not a curated record. Gene Ontology annotation, biological process: regulation of mitotic cell cycle; negative regulation of apoptotic process; protein autophosphorylation. The transcript is spliced from 6 exons. Gene Ontology annotation, cellular component: cytoplasm.